This is a messenger RNA of Candidula unifasciata, 813 nucleotides long. The record is from the annotation of a GenBank genome assembly. Lineage: Eukaryota; Metazoa; Mollusca; Gastropoda; Stylommatophora; Geomitridae.
AUGGGUCUAUUGAUGGAGCGUCUCUGCUUACAAGGAAUUCUGCUGCUCUUGUUGUACACAAGGGUGGUUUCGUCAGAGGAUGUUGUCGGGGUUUCCCCUCCAGACACCGAAGGUUCACUUCCUGCAAACGAGACCGACACAGUUAGAGACUGUUCAGCUGAGAUUUCUAUCAAGGAGAUGAUGGCGAAGUUGGAAGCCGUGGUAACACCUCGUGGUUUCUGCUCAAAUCAAGACGGCGUAGAGCCACCAAAACCUUGUAUUGACCUGACCAGUAGUCAGUCUGUAGUGACCCAACUGUGUGACAGGUUGUCAGCUCUGGAUACUAAAGUCAACGGACUGGCUGCCAAAGUGAACCUCCGGUCGGCGCCGAACCACAACAGCAACGACCACGACAAACCAUUCACACAGAUCGCUAAGCUCAAGGAGGAAAUCAAGCGGAUCAAAAGGUCGGCAGUAUUCUACGCCAUCCGCACAGACAAGAUCGGAAAUUUCACCGACCAGAGAAUCUCCAACUACAACGCGACGGUCAACAGUGGACCCUACUUCGAUCCAGCCAAUGGGAUCUUCCUAGCCCCGUUUGAAGGAAUCUACCAUUUUUCGCUGAGCUAUCAGAAGUCGCCAGAAGUGAACCUGGAAGCAAACCUUAUCGUCGACGAUUCGGUCAUCGCCUCUACCAGCGAAGAACAACGACAGAAAAUUGACCUGUUGACCUCGCUGAAACCAGGGCAGGAAGUGUGGACAGGCAUUACAAAUAACAACAGCCCCACAGAUUCCGAAGUCAGCAUCGUGUUUUCUGGAUAUUUUCUACAUUAA